Messenger RNA from Harmonia axyridis, 1467 nucleotides. Its product is annotated as solute carrier family 35 member F6-like. Gene Ontology annotation, cellular component: membrane; intracellular membrane-bounded organelle. The transcript has 7 exons. The record is from RefSeq and is a predicted model, not a curated record. Gene Ontology annotation, biological process: transmembrane transport. Gene Ontology annotation, molecular function: transmembrane transporter activity. Bases 49 to 1179 code for a protein of 376 amino acids. Lineage: Eukaryota; Metazoa; Arthropoda; Insecta; Coleoptera; Coccinellidae.
AAAUUAAUGUCAAACUAAUAUUGAAAUUAAUGAAUAUAACUGAAAGACAUGAUAUGCUCGGUUUAUUAUGGAAUGAUAAUAGUCGUCUUCAUUUCUGCAGCAGUUCUAGGAUCUCUUGUUAUCAAGUAUGCAAAUAUGCAAGAAUCUGUGGGUAUUGAUGGAGAAGUUAGAUUAUUUCAACAUCCCUUCAUACAAUCUUGGGUUGGAGCUUUCGGAAUGUUUAUGAAUUUGGUUUUAUUCAAUGUUAUGUACUACAUACUCAAAUGGAGAAGUGAGACACUACCAGAUGAACAUAUGUUCACCAAAGGAAAUCGUCAUUUCAACGUCUUCAUAUUUUUGCUUCCUGGAAUAUUCGAAAUAGUUGCAACAACAAGUCUUGUUCUUGGAUUGCUCUUCACGUAUGUGUCCAGUUUGGCGAUGCUGAGAAGUUCAAUGAUAAUGUUCACCGCCUUUUUGAGCUUCUUUGCAUUUGGUCAUGUGCCAGGCUAUAGAGAAUCAUUUGGUAUAGUCUGCGUCAUAUUGGGAGUAGUGCUGGUCGGACUGUCCGAUUAUCUAGAUAAGAAAGAAUCGGAAGAUAAAGACACCACAACCAUCAUUCUUGGAGAUUGCAUGGCUAUUGUAGGUGCAUUUCUCGCAGCUUGUCAAGUGGUAUUAGAAGAGAAAUAUCUGAAGCAGUACGAUAUUCCACCUUUGCAAGCGGCAGGAUGGGAAGGUUUAUUUGGAUUCAUCAUAAUGAUUUUCGUGCAGCUAAUUGGUCAGUUCAUUCCUGUCGGUUUACCCCUUGGUGUCAACUCACAAGGAACUCUUUCGGAUUUUCCAGAUGGAUGCGUGCAAAUAUAUAACAACUGGCAAAUAGCAGUUACAUUAGUCAUUAAAGUCUUCACUAUGGCAGCCUACAACUUUUGUGGUUUGUCUGUAUCGAAGGAAUUUUCUUCCACAACGAAUAAAGUUCUCGACAGUUUGAGAAUAAUUCCAUUAUGGGUCUGCAGUAUGGCUUUUUUCGGACAGAGAUUUCAAUACCUCCAGCUAUUGGGAUUCUUCUUUCUUAUUAUGGGACAAGGAUUUUACAAUAAUAUAGGAUGUACUAAAAUGGGUAAAAAAUGUUGUCCUUAUGAGUUUGGUGAGGAAGAGGAAGACGAACAUACAAUUUCAAUGAGGAGACGAAUUUCUAUUGAAUGAUGAUGAUACUACUUAUCGCCAAAGAAUAUACUUCUUUUGUUUUUAUAAACAUUCAAUGGAAAGGAAGAUAUUCACAAAACAUGAUUACUUCAGAAGAAGGCGACCAUUUUUCUUCAAAUUAGUUGUGCCUUUCAUAACUUUUAGAUGAAGCAUAUUUUUAGUGAUACUUCAAUAUUCAGCCUAUAACUCCUUUAUGGAAAUGUAUUGAAUAGUAUUUGAAAUUCAACCUCCUGCUCUGAAAUAAAUAUUCAAUGUAAAUGUAUUUGAAAUGAAAGCUUUUGAGCGCUU